Molecule: messenger RNA, 5245 nt
Organism: Megalopta genalis
Lineage: Eukaryota; Metazoa; Arthropoda; Insecta; Hymenoptera; Halictidae
Source: RefSeq, a predicted model, not a curated record
CAGCGCGCAGAUCGUGUCGGCCGCACGGGAUGCUGAGUCCGGCGUAGGAUCAGUCGUACGCCUGGCUCCCACCCGUCGACGUCUGCCGGGUUGUUCGUCGAGUGGUCGAGACGUCGACGAUUCGUCGAUAGCGUCCGCGUGCCGACUCGCAGAAUCUCCAUCGUCGUCUCCUCGCGUCGCGGUCGUCGUUCGCGGUUGUCGAGGGUGCAGAGGGACGUUCGCGCGCGUCCAUCUCGUCUCCGGCGGCCGAAAACAUCCCCCCGCGACUCGUCCUCGCGGUUCGCUACGCCGCGGCCGUUUAGCCACGUCCAGAGAAAAACCCGUUCAACCCCGGUUCGACGGUGACUCACUCGGACUCGCAGCGAAUCGAACCGCCAUGGAGAUUCUCGCGUGAGAGGCGUGUUCUUCCGGGGACCCAGCCGACGAGCAAAAAGGAAAAAGCGAGCGGCCCCGAUACAGAAUUAAUAAUGCCGAGGGGUAGGAGCGGUGCGGAGGAUCGGCUGAAUUUUACUUACAGGGGAUCACAGGGUUAUCCCAGACGAGGACAAAAGUGAAGCCGCAGCGAUGGGGGUGUACGUGAUAGGGGUGGUCGGCGUGAUCGUGUUUUAUCUGGCCGUGCUGGGUGUCGGCAUUUGGGCGGCCGCCGUCAAGAGGAAAAAGGCACGAGAAGUCCAGGAUGCCAUGAUGCUGGCGAAUCGCGGCCUCGGCCCGCUUCUUGGUAUCUUCACCCUAAUUGCCACGUGGGUCGGCGGCGCCUACGUGAACGGGACCGCGGAAGCCAUGUUUACCAGAGGACUGGCCUGGUGUCAAGUGCCCUUCGGCUACAGCCUCAGCCUGCUGUUCGGCGCGGUGCUGUUCGUGCGACCGAUGAGGAAGGCCGAGCACGUGACGAUGCUGGAUCCUUUUCAAGAGAGAUACGGCGCCGGAGUCGGAGGUCUGCUGUUUUUGCCAGCGCUUUGCGGCGAUCUGUUCUGGUGCGCCGCGGUCCUCAGAGCCCUCGGCACUUCGUUGGCAGUGGUCGCCGGGGUUGAUCCUAACAUCAGCGUCUGCGUGUCCGCUGUUUUCGCGGUGACGUACACCAUGUUCGGCGGGCUCUACUCGGUCGCGUACACGGACGCCUUGCAAUUGGCCUGCAUCGUGGUCGGCUUGGGAAUAGCUGCGCCCUUCUCCGUUCUCCACCCCGCCGUGUCCUUCGAGAAGAACCUGGCGACCCGCGAAUGGCUCGGCGAAAUUAGGAACGAAGACUUGGGGGAGUGGGUGGACGGAAUGCUGUUGCUGAUAUUCGGCGGGAUACCGUGGCAGGGCUACUUCCAGCGAAUCUUGAGCAUGAAGAGCACCACGAUGGCGAUGACGCUGUCGAUAGCGUCGAUGUCCGGCUGCAUGAUUCUCGCGUUUCCGUCGGCGUUGAUCGGCGUGGUGGCACGUGCCACGGACUGGUCGUUGGUCGACGGAUUCAAUAAAAGUUGGGCGGCACACGACCCGAACGCUGCGAUGCCCAUGGUGCUGCGCUAUCUGACACCGCAGUGGGUCUCCUUCGUCGGGUUGGGAGCGAUCUCGGCAGCGGUGAUGUCGUCGGCAGAUUCCGGCAUAUUGGCUAGCAGCUCGAUGUUCGCCAGAAACGUUUACAGGCUGACUCUCAGACCGAAGGCAUCCGAAAGGGAGCUGAACUGGAUACUGAGGAUCGCGAUGGUCGUAAUCACGGUACUGUCGACCGCGAUCGCCCUCACGGUGGACAGCGUUUAUUAUCUGUCGUACUUGUGCUCCGAUCUCGUCUACGUGAUACUGUUCCCGCAAUUGCUGGCUGUCGUCCAUUGGCCCUCCUUGGUCGACACUUACGGAUGCCUGGCGGCCUACUUCGUCGCCGUUGUCUUGCGUCUUUGCGGUGGCGAGAAGGGCCUAGGAGUGCCGGCGCUGAUCGAGUACCCGUUCUACGACACGGAAACGCAGACACAGAAGUUUCCGUUCCGCACCGGCGCCAUGUUGGCAGCCCUCUUCACUCUGCUCGUCACGAGCUUCUUCACCAGAAAUCUCCUCGGGAAGGGCUAUUUCCCGCGUUGCUGCGACGUGCUCAGCGUUUACUCGCCCGGAAAAUCGAAGGACCAGUCGGGGGUGGUGCAGAGCAGCUCCGGCGCUGCUUUAAUGGACACUUCUUCCGUUAAUAAAUCGACGUCGGGGAUGGACUCCUGCGACGGGAUCGGGACCGGAAGCUACGACGACGACAGGACGACCACAAACUCCGUGGAGGACGUGACGGACCGCGACAACAGCACCCUGGGCGGAGACAGCUACGACAAAGGGACCCCGAAGGUGAACAACGUGGUCCAGAAGGCGAACCAGAGCCUCCAGCAUCUGCACACCCUGAGGAACUCGAUACACCCCAGGCCGAUCCCCACGCCGACCCACUACGCGCCGAUGCAGGCCACCGACCUCUCCAGAGCUCAGAUUUUAGGCGUGAGAAACCUGCGAGGCUCGAUCGGCCAGAUGCUGCCGGUGAUCUCGACGGGAAACACCGUCACCAUGGCCGCGAUCCCCAUGAACUGUACGAUGGCCGCGCCCGUCGCCCCCGGGCCACCUUACGCCAGGGUGGCCGACACUGCUAUGGGCAACGAGAAGAUCAGGGAGAACGAGAGGAUCAGCAUCGUCGAGAGGAGCAACGCCGAGUUCCAGAACGCUCCCGACAGCAUGCUGACCACCAUAGGGAUCAAGAAGAACGUGAAGGGGGUGAAGCUGGUCGGCAUGGAGGGUGGCACCCUUCGGAGACCGUCGUUGCAGGGCACGUUCUCGCCGACGCCCUCGGUGGAGCUCGUUCACAUUUUGGACAGAAGACAAAGCAGCGGCUCGUACGGGCCAGGCUCUCUGUCUCCCGUUCCCAUGGGAGUGGAGGCCUGCAAAACCCAUGGAACGGCUCCGGAGGGCCAAGGCGGUAACGAGCAUUGCAGGAUCAAGAGGGGCAUCGUCAGGCAUCACAGUUUGCGCAGCUUCAACGACACCGGCGACCGCGCGCUAACCACCUUGGCCAGGCAGCCGACGUAUCCUUCGAUGCCCUUGCGGCCGGAGGACUGUCGGAUGACCUUGGCCAAGAAGGACAGAAGGUCGUCGAUCGCCCGACACGGAUCCGUCACCACCGAGAAGGAGCUGAGCGGCUGCACCACCGGAUUGGUCGUUUGUAGUCCCACCUACAGCAUGUACAGCUCGGCCGUCAAGAACUCGAACUACUUCGUCACCGACGACGAAGCGGUCAGCAGGUUUUGAAGAGGCUGCCUAGCAUGGCAACCGGGACAACCACAGUGACCUCGUUUCACCCUGAUCGAUCUUGUACGCGCAAAGGUUCGGCCGGACCUUUCGUUCGCUGCAUUUCCCGCGAAGGCUGCCGAUUCGACGAACAUCUUCGACGUCUUCUCGAACAGCUUGUCUCCGAUUACUCGAUCGCUCUCCGUUGUACGAAACACCCGCGAACGUCGGCAGCCAAACGUCUCGGGACUUCGAACUUCGCCGACGAGGACCUUUUGUCAACCGCGUGCACGCGUGUUUCCAUGUCACACUGUGGUUGUUCCGACAAGGUGCGCGAGCAAGGACCACGAAGAACCAAGAUCGUACAAUCGACAAUCGAAUCCCGUCUGAUCAGUCGCGCGAGUCCGACCCUUUUCUACCCCCUCCCUCAACUAUCGUACAACUCUACCACUGCCCGUUUUACGCGACUUUCGAAAGUUAUCCUGGUUUUCUAUCGAAGAUUUUAAGACGCCGCCUCGAAACGGCCGAGCGACGCGUGUCCACCGGUAGACGAUUCUCGGAGAAACAUCCGACAUUUCGUACUCGUCCGAAAUUUCCACUGCAGUACCUUGACCAGAAAUAGCGCGUGCUUCCUACGAGUACCACGUUUCUUCGUAUUCCAGCCGAAUCUCGUCGUCGAGCAGCUGCGGUCACCGGUAAAUAGAGGCACCGUGUAAAUGUAAAGUAAACUUAUCGUUAGCGUAAACGCGUUCGAUUCGCGAGCAAACGGACGACUUCCUUCGCACUUAAUUGUAACGCACUCUCUUAUAAUCUAUCGGGCGAGUGCCCGAAUCACCAGAUUCGGUCAUCGACGACCGGUCGAUCGUGUUUUCGCCGGAAAAUCUGUGCUCCGAGUCGCGUCGCGGUUCCCGAUGCUCGUGUCUUCGGUUGGAAGAGAACCAUGCCGCGUCCCUUCGAUCUUCGAUCAUGGCAGAGUCGACGGCAGAACGACUCGAGGAUGGAUCGAUCGUCCUGGGUCCCAUGGUGUCGAUCCCGUUUUUCUACCGCGGCUGAUCCGCCGAGCGAGUCCGUCGCGAACCGAAGGAUCUCUCCCUACUUCGAGUCAAGAAAGUUUAUUCUCUAGGAACGGAAAUGGAUAGCAGGAGGCGAAAGGAUUCGUUUUCCGGAUCGACGAUCGGCGAUCCCGAAGGGACUCGGCCCUGGAUCGGUACAAGUUCUCGUCCCCGGUCGAGAUCCUGUUCAGACUGAUUCGCGAACCCGAUAAACCCAUUCACGUUUCGGACACGGUGAUUCAUUUUUGUACAAAUUACGGAGCGGGCGUCUGUUCGCGCGUGCUCCGUUGUAGAUAGAACGAUCGAUUCGCGGAAUAGAUCGAGGACCUUUGGCCAGUUUCGUCGUGUACAAGCCAAUGAUACCUUUUAAGGGACACGAUUAAGCACUAGGUAAUUAUCUACGAGAUAGAUUAGUCGAUUAGGUCGUAUAAAUCGUUAAGAAUGGUGCACGCUGCUACCACUUCUGAUGUCCAAAGAGAACGCGAGAGAGAAAGCGAGCGAGCGAGCGAGAGAGAGAGAGAGAGAGAGAGAAAGAGAGAGAGAAAAGAUACGAAAUUGAUACACGUAGCUGUGAAAGAUAGAAGCAGCAGCCUGAGCUUCCAUACUCGGCGUCAUCUUGUCGGCGUUUCCGGCGGGAAGAAGCAUUCCUUCGCUCUAGAUGUCCGUUGCAAUUUGUAGAUCAGUCGUCCAAAUUUUGGGGACAUAAGAGGUUCGAGAUCCAGCGAAACUCUAUACCUCGUAUCCCCAUAUACCAUGAAUCUCCAUACCUCGUAGCCUCAGCAUCCCCUAAUACCCGGAUAGAUCUUUGAAUCUCGAAAUCUCCAUCCUCGUCUCAACUUUGAAUUCCUCGAAUUGCUAAACUCGCAUCCUCCAUGAUUCCCAAAUGUCUGUAGACGCAUCUUAGGAUCGACAAAUCCUCGAAUCUAGGUUUUCGAAUCUUUGUUGCCACCGGAAACGCGCUA